Molecule: messenger RNA, 990 nt
Organism: Akanthomyces muscarius
Lineage: Eukaryota; Fungi; Ascomycota; Sordariomycetes; Hypocreales; Cordycipitaceae
Exons: 6
Coding region: 1-990 (329 amino acids)
Biological process (GO): RNA catabolic process
Cellular component (GO): extracellular region
Molecular function (GO): ribonuclease T2 activity; RNA binding
Source: RefSeq, a predicted model, not a curated record
AUGGUCAAAUCCGCGAUCCUCCCCGCUGCGGCGCUUGUCCCGCUCGCCGCCGCCGCUCUGUACCCUGGCGUUACCACCGAUAACCACACCUGUGUUCUGAGCGAGCCUGUCCUCUCUUGCUCCGCAGAUGCUGUUCCCGGCAAGGUCGACACCUGCUGCUCCGAGACCUUUGGCGGCCUGGUGCUUCAAACCCAGUUCUGGGACGUUUACACCGGAUUCGAGGGCGAAGGCCAGAUCCUGCCCCAGAAGUCCUGGACCAUUCACGGCCUGUGGCCUGACUUUUGCAACGGUUCAUAUACUCAGUACUGCGACCUGAACCGUCAGUAUGACCCUAAGCCUUCGCCCAACACCACCACAGGCACCCCCGGUGGCACCCCCGUGCCGCCUUACCAGGGCGAGUCCAUCGACAAGUGGUUUGCGCCUUACGGCAAGUCUGAUCUUCUUGCCUGGAUGAACAAGUACUGGAUCGCCCAAGGCGACCGCAACUGGGUUCUCUGGGCGCACGAGUACUCCAAGCAUGCCACCUGCUUUUCUACCUUUCAGACCGAAUGCUUCGGUCCCAAGGCCAGCAAGUACGACGAUUUGUUUGAGUUUUUCGAGACCGUCAUCAGCUACUACAAGGACCUGCCCACCUGGCAUUGGCUCGCCGACGCUGGCAUCAAGCCCUCCAACACGACUGGCUACACCCUCUCCAACAUCCAGACCGCCCUCAAGAAGGGUUACGGCAAGGUCCCCUACCUCGGCUGCGGCGGGCCCAAGUACAACGAAACGGCGGCCGGCAAGGGCUCCAGCGACAACGGUCGCACGCAGUUCCAGGAGGUUUGGUACUACAACCACGUCGUCGGCCGCGUUCAGAGCAAGGACGUGGUCCGCGUGGAUGCCGACGUUGUCGGUGGCAGCCUUGGCAACUGCGCCAAAGCCGAAAACGCCGUCUGGUACUACAAGCGCGCAAAGGGCAGCGAGACCACGGGCUGCCAGAAGAAGAACUAG